Messenger RNA from Poecilia latipinna (sailfin molly), 5923 nucleotides. RefSeq names its product sodium channel protein type 4 subunit alpha B-like. Gene Ontology annotation, molecular function: voltage-gated sodium channel activity. The transcript is spliced from 30 exons. Lineage: Eukaryota; Metazoa; Chordata; Actinopteri; Cyprinodontiformes; Poeciliidae. Gene Ontology annotation, cellular component: plasma membrane; voltage-gated sodium channel complex. The record is from RefSeq and is a predicted model, not a curated record. Gene Ontology annotation, biological process: neuronal action potential; sodium ion transmembrane transport; membrane depolarization during action potential. Bases 195 to 5162 code for a protein of 1655 amino acids.
GACUUCUAGACUUGAUGACACUUUUUAAGGAGGUGGCUUUUAAGGACGUUCCUGGAAUUGUAACAAUUUUUUGUUUUUGAUAAAUUUUCCUUCAUUUUUCUUUGUAUAUCUACAAAUCCUUGCAUCUAGGAGUUUUGUUUGGAGGCGGUUGCUAGGCAGCACAGAAGUUCGGGUGGUACUCGAAAAAUGUCAAUAUGGCCCCUCUGCUGCCCCCAGUUGGUACGGAGGUGUUUAGACGCUUCACACCAGCCUCAUUGGAGGAAAUUCAGCGUAAGCAUGAAGCUGAAGCGAAGCAGCAGCAAAUCAGAAAGGAAAAGAACAUCAAGAUAGCAAAGAAGUAUCUUCCUAAACCAGCAGGUGACCUGGAGGAUGGGAAGCCCCUCCCGUUGUUCUAUGGAGACCGGGCCCAGGAGUUUCUCAACGUCCCAUUGGAGGACAUGGAUCCCUUCUACCAAUCACACAAGACCUUUAUUGUUCUCAGUAAAGACAAAAUCAUCUACAGGUUCAACGGAGAACCAGCUUGUUACCUGCUGAGUCCCUCCAACCCUCUGAGGAUCUUCUCCAUCAGGAUCCUCAUCCAUUCUUUAUUCAGUUUUUUCAUCAUAGCGACUAUCCUGACCGACUGUGUGUUCCUGGCCAUGAGUGACCCUCCAGAAUGGAGCAAGACAGUGGAAUAUGUGGUCAUGGUGAUCUACACGUUUGAGGUAAUCAUCAAAGUUUUAUCCAGAGGGUUCUGUGUGGGAAACUUCACCUUCCUCAGAAACCCGUGGAACUGGCUGGACUUCAUGGUCAUCAGCAUGAUAUACCUAGCAGAGUUUGUCCCCUCUGAAAAUGUAUCAGCACUGAGGCCAUUCAGAGUUCUUCGAGUCCUGAAAAUCAUCACAGUAUUCUCUGGCUUAAGGACAACCUUUGGUGCUGUCAUCCAGUCAAUGAAGAAGCUGCGUGAUGUCAUGAUUCUGACCUUCUUUUUUGUCAGUGUCUUUGCUCUGAUUGGUUUUCAGCUUUUUAUGGGAAACCUCAGACAAAAAUGCGUUUUGACCCUAUCAAGCAAUAGCAACACAUCAGGAGCCUUCAACAUCAGUUCCCACGGAAACAACAGCAGCGACUUUGAUUUCUACACACACAUUAACAACCCAGACAAUUAUUACCACCUACCUGGUCAACUUGAUGCUCUGCUGUGUGGAAACAGCUCUGAUUCAGGGACCUGUCCAGAUGGAUACAUGUGUCUGAAGGCAGGGAGAAACCCAAACUAUGGGUAUACCAGCUACGACAGUUUUGGUUGGGCGUUUCUGUCUCUGUUCAGACUCAUGACCCAGGACUUCUGGGAAAACCUCUUCCACCUGACGCUGCGAGCUGCAGGUAAAACCUACACCAUCUUCUUCGUGGUCGUCAUCUUCCUUGGUUCCUUCUACCUCAUUAAUCUCAUCCUGGCGGUGGUUAUCAUGGCGUACGCUGAGCAAAACAGGGCUAACAUCACCAAGGCCAAACAGAGAGAAAAGGAGUAUGCCCGCAUCCUUAAGGAGUUAAAGAAGAGAGAAGAGAAGGUACAAUGUAAUGGAGGGAAAGCUUCCAUCACGUUUCAGUACAAAGCUGAAUGUUUGUUUUCUUUACAUCAGACGGUCAAGAGGGCGGCGCCCUUGGAGAAAAACGGCUCUGCAUCUCAGAGCCAUGAGGAAGAUACUACCACGGAUGACCUUGAGGACAACCAGGAGCCACGUUCUUCACGCCGCCACGUCGUUGCUGACACCUUCCUGAAGUGGGAUUGUUGUGGCUGUUGGAGAUGGUUAAAAAAGCUUCUGCAUACUAUUGUCAUGGAUCCAUUUGUGGACAUCACCAUCAUUGUCCUCUACAUUAUCUUGAUGGCCACUGAGCACUAUCCGAUGACUCCGGAGUUUUAUGAGCUUAUCAACACUGGAAACCUGGUGCUUACAGGGAUCUUAAUAGCUGAGAUGGUUCUCAAAAUUCUGGCGAUGGAUCCAUAUCAUUACUUUCAGGAAGGCUGGAAUAUCUUUGACAGCAUUGUCGUCGCCAUGAGUCUGGUGGAUCUAGGACUGGCUAAUGUUCAUAGACUAGCUGUGUGGCGGCCCCUCAGAUUGAUAAGAGUGUUUAAGCUAGCCAAGUCGUGGCCAGCUUUCAACAUGUUGAUAAAGAUCAUCCGCAACUCUUUGAGAGCCCUGGUGAACUUGACGCUGGUUCUCGCCAUCAUUGUCUUCCUCUUCACUGUAUUUGGGAUGCAGUUGUUUGGAAAGAGCUACAAAGACAGUGUCUGCCGCAUUGCAAUAGACUGUGAGCUUCCUCGCUGGCACAUGAACGACUUCUUUCAUGCCUUCCUCGUCAUCUUCAGGAUUCUGUGUGGCGAGUGGAUCGAGACAAUGUGGGACUGUAUGGAAGUUGCAGGGAAGCCUAUGUGUCUGAUUGUCUUCAUGAUGGUACUGGUGAUUGGAAAACUAGUGGUCCUGAAUCUGUUCCUGGCCUUGCUGCUAAGCUCGUUCAGUGGGGACAAUCUUGCAGUUACAGAAGAUGAAGGAGAAAACAAUCUCCAGAUUGCCAUAAACCGGAUCAGCAGGGGUACAGCAAGGACCAAGGCCUGGUUCUGGACUUUGCUGGGAAAGAAAACAAACGUAAACUCAGAUGUAAAUGAUGUAACCUGUGAAGAAGGGGACAAAUCAAAGGAAGUUUUACCUCUGACAAUCGUGAAUUCAGAGCAGUCGGUGGUAAAAGUCCAAGACUCCACAGUAACCAAAAUCUGCUUUGAAGCCAAGUCUGACUCUGAGAUAUCUAAAAAUAAAGAUGGAGAAGAUAAUGAGAAGGACGAUCAAGAUGAACAGCUUGCACAAGGUGGUAAGUCUUUGGACUGCAGUGACACCGAGAGAUUUCCUGUAAUCUCAGUCAUAAAAGAGGUAGACGACACUCCUGAUGACUGUUUCACAGAAAAGUGUUACAGUUGCUGUCCAUGCCUGGACAUAGACACGUCCCAGACCAUCGGAAGGAUCUGGUUAUAUAUCAGGAAAACUUCCAUCGCCAUCGUAGAGUCCAAGUACUUUAAGUCAUUCAUCAUCAUCAUGAUCCUGCUGAGCAGUGCAGUCCUGGCCUUUGAGGACAUCUACAUUGAGCAGCGCCGGGACAUCAAGAUAAUUCUUGACUAUGCAGAUCAGGUUUUCAACUUUGUGUUUGUGGUGGAGAUAAUUUUCAAGUUGGUUGCCUAUGGGUGUAAAAGCUUCUUCUCCAAUGCCUGGUGCUGGCUGGACUUCCUCAUUGCAGAUGUGUCUCUGGUGUUGCUGUCAGCAAACAUCCUGGGAUACUCUGAGCUGGGAGCAAUCCAAUCUCUGAGGACUCUGAGAGCAUUAAGGCCCCUGAGAGUCUUGUCUUGCUUUGAGGGCCUGAGGGUGGUGGUUAAUGCACUGGUUGGUGCCAUCCCCUCCAUCUUCAAUGUGCUGCUGGUCUGUCUGGUCCUCUGGCUCAUCUUUAGCAUCAUGGGUGUGAACCUGUUUGCAGGGAAGUUUUAUUACUGCUUCAACGAAACAUCAGAGGAGUAUUUCUCUCCUGAGGAAGUCAACAAUAAAUCCCAGUGUUUCGAUCUGAUUGAGGAAAACUUCUCCGAGGUUCGUUGGAGGAACACAAAGCUCAACUUUGACAACGUUGGGAUGGGCUUCCUGUCUCUGCUGCAAGUGGCCACAUUUAAAGGCUGGCUGGACAUCAUGUAUGCAGCGGUGGACUCCACAGAGAUGGAGUCCCAGCCAGCGUAUGAGCACAGCCUGUACAAAUACAUGUACUUCGUCUGCUUCGUCAUCUUUGGCUCCUUCUUUCCCUUCUGCCUCUUCAUCACCUCACUCAUCAACUUCAACCAGCGUAAACCAAAGCCUGUAGAAAUAGAACCCCCGAUAAAAUGGAUCCCCAGAGAGCCUCCUUCCCGACCAACAAACAAGUUUCAGGGUUUAGUCUUCGACCUUGUGACCAAUCCAUUUUUUGAUAUGCUCAUCAUGGUGUUGAUCGGCCUUUAUACGUUGAUGAUGAUGGUGGAAACAGACGAGCAGAGUCCUAAGAUGGAAGAAAUCCUGUACUGGGUCAACCUCGUUUUCAUCAUGAUCUUCAGCAUAGAGUGCUGUCUCAAAAUGAUCGCUCUACGAAAGCACUACUUUAAUGUCGGAUGGAACAUAUUUGACCUUGUGGUGGUUUUACUGUCUGUUGUUGGCUUUCUUCUUGCCGAUAUCAUCGAGAAGUACUUCGUUUCUCCCACUCUAUUCCGUGUGAUCCGACUGGCUCGCAUUGGCCUGAUCCUUCGUCUCAUUCGCAGAGCGAAGGGAAUUAGAAAGCUGUUGUUUGCGUUAAGGAAGUCUCUUCCUGCUGUUUUCAACCUAUGCAUCCUCCUCUUCAUCAUCAUGUUUGUCUUCGCUAUCUUUGGGAUGUCUAAUUUUGCUUACGUGAAGAAGGGGUUCAUGAUUGAUGACAUUGUUAACUUUGAGACCUUUGGGAACAGUAUGAUCUCCAUGUUUACGAUCACCACAUUAGCUGGAUGGGACGGUCUUCUCUAUCCCAUCAUGAACACACCUCCAGACUGUGAUCCAGGCUUUGAAAACCCAGGCACAUCUGUUAGAGGAAACUGUGGCAGCCCUGCAGCAGGCAUUGUCUUCUUGACUUCGUAUGUCAUUGUGUCCUUUCUGGUGGUGGUCAAUAUAUACAUCACCAUCAUCCUGGAGAUAUUUAAUGUCGCCACAGAGGAGAGCGCCGACCCACUUUCUGAGGAUGACUUUGAUAUGUUCUAUAAAACCUGGGAGAAGUUUGACCCUCGAGCUUCGCAAUUCAUACACUACAGUGAGCUGUCAGACCUCUGUGAUGCUCUACAGGAUCCUCUCAGGAUUCCCAAACCCAACACCAUCAACCUGUUGCAAAUGGACUUGCCUUUGGUUCAAGGAGACAGGGUCCACUGUCUGGACGUCCUGAUAGCUCUCACUGAAGAGGUUUUUGGUGAAUCCCAGGCAACAGAGGAACUAAAGUCUACCAUGGAGUGGACGUUCAUGGCCAACGUUGCUUCAGAGGAGAGUUUAAGACCAAUCGUCAGCACCUUUCGAAAGAAACACGAGGAGAUGGCAGCGACAGCGAUCCAGAGAGCCUACAGGAGACACGUUCAGCAGCGAGUGAACAAGCAGGAGUCCUACCAGUAAAGAGAAAAGACAGAGGGACAGGUGGCCAGGGGGACAAUCUGUCUCCACCAGAGAAUGAUAUUGCAAUCAGGCAAAUAAUGGUAUAUCACACUUAAAUAAAGUGAAAGCAAACAUUAAGCAGUGAUCUAAUGACAAACACUCUUUCUUGUGCCAAUUGAUUUACACAAUUUUCAACAAAUUCAAUUAACUUCAGUUCUCAUGAACAAUAACUCGAAGAAAUGUUGAAGAUACUUGUCAUAUUGCGAUUUCACCUCUUACCACUAAAAAUCACGAAAUUAGAUUUUUUUUAGAUUUAAAUAUAUCAGCACUAAUAUUGGUAUUGGCCGAUAGACAUAUCUGUACCAGCCUGAUAAAUAAAACAGCAUCGAUAAUAAUAACCAAUAUUUAUUUCCAUCUUGUUUCUGGGGGGAAGUGGAGGAGGUUGGCCAUGUAGUGUUUGUUUGGUCAGAUGACAAUGAUAGUGAUGCAGCAAAGGAUUAUAGGAAGUUUAAUUGAAGUCAGCAGUGUGGUCGUAUUUUUUGAGUGAAAUAUAUACGAUAGUGGGGGAUGUUAUAUCCGAUAUCGGUGUCAGCCCAAAUUUUCAUAUAUAUUAAGAAAGAAUAAAAGUUAAAGUAUAGAUUGUACUCCUUAACUUGAGUUAAAGUAAAAAAAAAGUAUAGCUUUUAAAAAGGUACUUAAGUACAAAAGUAAAAAAAAAUUUCACCUCCAAUGGCACAAAAGGGCUUCAGAGGUCUAGUAAACUAAAAGAAAAAAGUUAAAAU